Molecule: messenger RNA, 3771 nt
Organism: Penicillium angulare
Lineage: Eukaryota; Fungi; Ascomycota; Eurotiomycetes; Eurotiales; Aspergillaceae
Product: aminophospholipid-translocating P4-type ATPase NEO1
Exons: 2
Coding region: 1-3771 (1256 amino acids)
Biological process (GO): phospholipid translocation; endocytosis; retrograde vesicle-mediated transport, Golgi to endoplasmic reticulum
Cellular component (GO): plasma membrane; endosome; trans-Golgi network
Molecular function (GO): ATPase-coupled intramembrane lipid carrier activity; ATP hydrolysis activity; magnesium ion binding
Source: RefSeq, a predicted model, not a curated record
AUGCCUUCCUCCUCCGAUUAUUUACACCCCCUACGUUCAGACGACGGGGACGAGUUCUCCGCGUCGGAUGACGACUUAGACCUCGAGGAGCUGGACCCCAGUGCAGCGCCACCCCAAACGGCUCGCAUCUCUCGAGAUUAUACGAACAAUUCGCGAAACUAUGGACCCGGUAUUGCUUUGAGAAACCUACGGGUAGGGGUGGGAAGUCGCUGGCGACGAAGUCCAUCCGGCCACGGGGAACCGGAAGACGACACUACUGGACUGUUGGAAGAACGAGAUGAGGAUGGAGUUCGCCAAUCACAUGGGAGUUCCCGACGAAUGACGGAUGACGAUGCACCAUUACUCGACCCGAGAGGUUCAACGCGCAUGUUCAACAACGAUGAGCCUUCAAAAAAGAGCCGCUUCCGCCUCCCCAGCAUAAGGGGCCCAAAAUUCCUGCAAAGUGUCUCGAAUCGACUACGGGGCGACAAUAACAAUGUCGCCAAUGUACCACCGAGAGAAAUUUUGGUUGGACAGCAUCAGUCUGCCAAAUACCCUCCCAAUGUCGUCUCCAACGCCAAGUACACACCAUGGAGCUUUCUCCCACGUACCUUGUAUAACGAAUUUUCCUUUUUCUUCAACAUAUACUUCCUUCUCGUUGCAUUAUCGCAAGUUAUACCCAUUCUGCGCAUCGGAUACAUGUCUUCAUACAUUGCGCCUUUGGCCUUUGUGGUUUCUAUUUCAUUAGGGAAGGAGGCCUUGGAUGACAUUGGACGACGUCGCCGGGACGCCGAAGCAAAUGCGGAAGAGUUCACGAUUGUCUCUUUGGACAGGAAUGCAUUGGAAAUGACAAAGAAAUCGCGCGAUUUGAAAGUUGGGGACGUUCUCAAAGUCCGCAAAAAUCAGCGUCUGCCUGCCGAUGUCGUGAUCCUCAAAAGCAUCUCAAACGAUUCGGGCUCAUCUCGCAAGAAUUCGGUGGAUGAAGAACCUGUGCCCGGCACAUCUACCAAUCUACUUGAUCCGGAGCAGGAGACUUUUGAAGCUUCUGCUGAUGUCCCGCCUAAUCCAACCGAAACUUCAUCUGCUGGCGACACAUUUAUUCGAACAGAUCAGUUGGAUGGUGAAACAGACUGGAAACUGCGCAUUCCCUCUGCGUUAUCCCAACCUUUAUCAUUCAGUGACUUCAAUAGGCUCAAGAUCACUGCAAGCCCACCAGAUCAGAGAGUCAACGAGUUUGUAGGCACAAUUGAAUUAGGUGCUCCCACAGGCUUUUAUGAUGCUCAUGUGGAUAAAUCAUCACAACCCCAACAGAAUGGCCUGCCGCCAAACGAUGAGAGCCGGGGCUUGAACUCAGCGCCGUUAACAAUCGAUAACACUGCCUGGGCUAACACGGUUCUCGCAUCUAACACCAUCACCUACGCCGCUAUCAUUUACACUGGCUCUCAAACACGCGCUGCCCUUUCAACUUCGCCUUCGCGUUCUAAGGUGGGCCUGCUUGAAUAUGAGAUUAAUAACCUCACCAAAAUCUUGUGUGUCUUGACUCUCACUCUAUCCAUCGUUCUGGUAGCAUUGGAAGGGUUCGAGCCGACAAACGACAAGGUGUGGUAUGUUGCGAUCAUGAUCUAUCUGAUUCUCUUCUCAACCAUUAUUCCCAUGAGUCUUCGAGUCAACCUGGAUAUGGCAAAAUCAGUAUACGGAAGAUUCAUCGAACGCGACAAGGAUAUUCCAGACACUGUCGUUCGCACCAGUACUAUCCCAGAGGACCUCGGGAGAAUUGAGUACUUGCUCUCCGAUAAGACCGGGACUUUGACCCAGAACGAAAUGGAAUUAAAAAAGAUACAUGUUGGUACUGUCUCUUACGCAAGUGAAGCAAUGGAUGAAGUCGGAUCUUUCAUUCGCCAAGCGUUUGCUGGAAGUGCCUUGACAACACCAUCGACCGCCUUUGGACCCCAGUCUGGCCAAGGAGUGGCGCCUCGUACAAGACGAGAAAUUGGUUCUCGAGUUCGAGAUCUUGUCUUGGGUCUUGCUCUCUGUCACAACGUCACCCCAACAACCGAAGAAGAGGACGGUCAAAAGUUCACAUCAUAUCAAGCCUCUUCGCCGGAUGAGAUCGCCAUUGUUCGGUACACCGAAGAAGUCGGUUUGAAGCUGUCUUACCGCGACCGACAAACCGUGGUUUUGGAAUCUACGGACUCUAAGCAAGUUGUCGUCAGAGUUCGUAUCCUAGACAUAUUUCCUUUCACGUCCGAUAGCAAACGCAUGGGUAUUAUUGUUCAGUUCGAGCAGGAUGAGCAUGGCCUUGAUACUGAAACCAAAUCAGAACCCGAAAUUUGGUUUUAUCAGAAGGGUGCAGAUACUGUUAUGUCCUCCAUUGUCGCGGCUAACGACUGGCUUGAUGAGGAGACGGCAAAUAUGGCACGAGAGGGUUUACGUACCCUUGUCAUUGGACGCAAGAGGCUUUCUCUUCAGCAAUACCAGGAGUUUUCUGCGAAGUUUAGACAGGCAUCUUUGUCCCUCCAAGGGCGCGAUGUUGGCAUGACUAAGGUCGUGGGUGAAUAUCUUGAACGCGACCUCGAACUCCUCGGUGUCACUGGUGUUGAAGAUCGUUUACAACGCGAUGUCAAAUCUUCCUUGGAAUUGAUGCGUAACGCUGGCAUAAAAAUUUGGAUGUUGACCGGCGAUAAGGUGGAAACUGCACGAUGUGUUGCUAUUUCUGCCAAGUUGGUGUCUCGAGGUCAAUAUAUCCACACUCUCUCCAAAGUGACCGAGAAAUCCGCGGCCCAAGAAGCGCUAGAUUUCCUCCGCAAUAAAACUGACUGUUGUCUGUUGAUUGAUGGUGAAUCGCUGACCUUGAUGCUCGAUCACUUCCGUACGGAUUUCAUUUCAGUCGCAGUCCUCUUACCUGCUGUCAUUGCUUGCCGAUGUUCCCCAACGCAAAAAGCCGAAGUCGCCAACUUGAUCCGUCACCACACUAAGAAACGCGUUUGCUGUAUUGGUGAUGGUGGAAAUGAUGUGUCCAUGAUUCAGGCUGCCGACGUCGGAAUUGGUAUUGUGGGUAAAGAGGGUCGCCAGGCCUCUCUGGCAGCUGAUUUCAGUAUCACCCAAUUCCAUCAUCUCACCAAGUUGCUCGUCUGGCAUGGUCGCAAUUCUUACAAACGGUCAGCCAAAUUAGCACAGUUCAUCAUGCAUCGCGGUCUGAUUAUCAGUGUGUGUCAAACCAUGUAUAGUAUCGCUGGUCAUUUCGAUCCAAAGGGUCUCUUCAUCAAUUGGUUGAUGAUUGGGUACGCCACUGUUUAUACCAAUGCACCGGUCUUCUCUCUCGUCUUCGAUCGUGACGUUGAUGAGCGACUCGCCAAUCUCUACCCAGAGCUUUACAAAGAGCUGAAAACCGGCAAAAGUCUGAGCUACCGAUCUUUCUUCACCUGGGUCCUUAUCUCCGUCUAUCAGGGAGCAGUCAUUCAGGGCUUGUCUCAGAUCUUGUUAGACACCGUCACCGGCCAACGUCUCAUCAGUGUUUCUUUUACAGCCCUAGUGCUCAACGAGCUAGGGAUGGUCGCUAUCUCCAUCACCACUUGGCACCCAAUCAUGAUUAUAUGUCUGCUCGGCACACUAGUCCUGUAUGCUGGCAGUGUCCCAUUCUUGGGUGACUACUUCAAUCUCAGUUACGUUAUCACCCUUGACUGGCUUUGGCGUGUCGCUGCUGUACUUGCAGUCUCAUUAUUACCGGUCUGGGCUGGAAAACUGAUCAGACAAUCAGUGAAACCACCUAGCUACCGCAAAGUACGUGGCUGA